GUCCAUUUUCUAACAUUUUGAUUACAAAUUUUGCAGUUAUUUUUCGAUAUCAGCGAGGUUAUAACAGUUUUCCAAAAUCAACUCAAGGAUAUCAAGAAUCAACUCAAGUCAUCUUUCGAGGUUUUGAAAAUUGGUGAGAAUCAAGUGGGAAAUCAACUAACAUAUAUACUGAAUCAACUCAAGUCAUCUCAUUCUCAUAUUCCACUUAAUGGUGAUGCUGAAUUUAUGGAGUCUGAUAGUGACGCAGAUGAGGCUUCAUCGACGCCACCUGGAAUGAGUGAGAAAACAACAAAAAAGGGUCGAGGUAGAACAAAAAUGCUCAAGUCAUGGGGUAAUGAAAAAUUUGAGGUUCAGAUUAAUGACCUUAAUCAAGCCAUAGGAGAGAAUGCAGCAAAACUUUCGAGCCAAAUGGGCCGUGUAGCAAAGAAUGGCAGUCGAUUUCCUCUUACGGUUACAGAUUGGAGGAAAAUUGACAAAUAUAACAAGGAAAUAACUUGGUUGGAGUACAAGGCAAACUUCUCGAAUUGAAGAUAAUUUUAAACAUCAGUUCUUAAAGAAGUUGGGCGUAAUGUGGAAGAAUUGGAAAUCGGAGGUAAAAAAAUCUUAUUAUUCUAUGCAUGAGACGGAUGUCGACCGAUUGGCUAAUUGUCCUGACCUUGUGGAAAAAGACCAAUGGCCUACUUGAGUUCAUUAUUGGAGUUCUAGUAGUGUAAAGGUUCGAUAAUUGUAUAUGUUUUCCUUUUAUAUUUCUGGAAUUAUAAUUGGAAAUUGUACUGAACUUACUUAAUGUAAUUUGCUUAUUUUCUAUGUAGGAAAUGAGUCUAAAAAAUGCUUCGAACAGAGGUAACCAAAAAGUGCCGCAUGGAACUGGAAAAAAGAGUUAUGCUGUCGUGAGGAAUGAGAUGCAAAUGGAAAACGGUGAAGAUCCUACAGACUAUGACUUUUGGAUGGCGACACAUGUUGGUUUUGCCAAGAGCACAUUGGAUAAGAAGACUUCUAAAUUUAUUGGAAAGCUUAAACAAUUAGUUUCAAGAAAUCCAGAGGCCUUGAAAAACAAAGACGUGAAAGAUCAACUUUUGGCCAAGUUUUUGGCUCCAGAGAAACCAGGUCAGAUGAGAAAGUACGGUUUCGGUCCAACACCCAAUCAAAUUAACGCCAUAAAAAAUCAAAAGAAAAUUGUUGAUGAGAAAGUUUCGGUACUUGUUGAUUCCAUCCGAAAGGAAUUAAAGGAAGAGAUACUAUCUGACUUACGUGCUGUGAUAGAAGAAAUAGUUCGAGAUAUCAUACGGUCUCAAACGAGAAAAAACUCUUUGGCACAAGAAUCUAGUGAAUUUUUAGCUCCUUCCGUGGCUAGACAAGACAUUGGAGUUCCGGAGCCAAACUUAGUUCCGGAGUCUUCAAAUACACCAGUUAAUAGAGAAGAUGCUCAUGUAGAGUCACAUGCACCUUCAAAAUCAUCUAGCAGGCCUCAAGUCCAAGAAACGGAUGCGCGAAUUCAACAAUCAAGUGCAAACAAGGACAAACUUAAAAAGAGAAAACUUUAUGGGAGUGUAAGGAGUAUUUGGAAAAGUUGAUGUUUGAUGUGAAGUUGAAGUAUCACGGCAGACCAUUAAGGAAGACACUAUAUGGUACAUUGGAGCAAGGAUAUGCAUGCCACUAAUCAGCCAAAUCUAAUUAAUUUCAAAGUUAUUUGUUUUUAAUUUGUUGUUUUUGUCAGAAGUAUUAAUACUUCAAGUUCAAGUGUUGUUUUGAAGAUAUAUUUUGUAAAGUUUGGUAUACUUUUGGAAAGCAAGAAUUCAUGUUUUGAAGAUAGAUUUCAUAAAGUUUGUUAA
Molecule: messenger RNA, 1832 nt
Organism: Erythranthe guttata (spotted monkey flower)
Lineage: Eukaryota; Viridiplantae; Streptophyta; Magnoliopsida; Lamiales; Phrymaceae
Source: RefSeq, a predicted model, not a curated record